AUGAAGGCAGACACCAUUCAUCUUGUCGACGAUGAGUUGGUGCGUCCGGAAAAGGGGCCAGUGUUGAAGAGACGAUUCGGCUUCUUCUCCAUCCUCGGCUUCAGUUGCACUGUUCUGGCUACUUGGGAGGGUAUUUUAUCAACAUUCACCCUUCCGUUGAACAAUGGCGGCCACGCUGGAGCCGUGUACGGCUUCCUCCUCGCCUGGGCGGGCACUUUGAGCACGAUGGCGACAUUAUCCGAGCUGGUCUCGAUGUAUCCAACCUCUGGCGGACAGUACCAUUGGGUCUCUAUCCUGGCGCCGCGAUGGUGUCAUAAAUUCUUGAGUUUCAUGACAGGCACCCUGGUCAUCCUGGGAUGGCUCGGAGGCUUCGCAUCAGGGGCAUACCUCGCUGGCUCGCAGAUCCUUGGCUUCGUCACAAUCACCCAUCCAGACUUUCAUCCACAGCCGUACCAGAUUAUGCUGAUCUACUGGGCGUACGUCGCGCUCGCAACGGGUGUCAACAUUGGCGGCCGCAGACUAUUACCACGAUUCGAAAGCCUGGUUCUGAUUCUGCAUAUUCUCGGCUUCUUCAUCGUUUUGAUCCCUCUCGCUGUACUGGGAGACAAAGUCGAUGCCAACCAGGUGUUUACCAGCUUUCAUAAUGGCGGGGGAUGGCCAAGUAUGGGCUUGUCUUUUCUAGUUGGGCUGUUGGGCAAUACCUUUUCCUUCACGGGCUGUGACGCCGCUAUCCAUAUGACGGAAGAGAUAAAGCAUGCAACGACCGUGGUUCCUUACUCACUGAUGACGAGUGUCGUUCUCAAUGGCCUUCUUGGCUUUGGGAUCCUUCUUGUCUCGCUCUUUCACGUACAAGACGUGAAUACAGUCCUCAACUCUGCAACCGGGUAUCCCUACCUGCAGAUCUUUCUAGACGCCACAGGAAGCGUCUGGGCCAGCCUCGCCAUGGCGUGUGUGAUUCCAAUCUCCGGCGUGGCCACCUCGUCGGGGAACCUGGCGUCAGCGUCGCGGAUGUUGUGGUCCUUUGCAAGAGAUGGGGGUGUACCUGCAUACAUCACCAGACUCGAUUCACGGUCCAUUCCACUCAUUUCCAUUCUUGCGAUAUCCGUAUCGGCCAUCCUGCUCUCCUUCAUCGGUCUGGGCUCGGCUGCGGUGCUCAACGCCAUCGUCUCGUUGACGGUCAGCGCCCUGUUUGCCUCGUACCUGCUGGCCACGUCUCUGUUUCUAGUCCGUCGACUACAUGGCAAUCUUGAGUACGGGCCCUUCUUCCUUCCUGGCGUCUGGGGAAUCUUGAACAACACAGUCUCUGUGAUUUACCUCACGGUCAGCCUGUUCUUCAGUCUCUGGCCAGGGACUGUCCAUCCCGACGCGCAGUCGAUGAACUGGACUAUUGUGCCGACAGGGGGAACUAUUCUGCUUAGUGUUGCGUAUUAUCUCUAUGCGGGACGGCAGAGACAUUCGGGUCCCACUGUAUACAUAUGA
Penicilliopsis zonata CBS 506.65 is the source of this 1479-nucleotide messenger RNA. RefSeq lists its product as hypothetical. Gene Ontology annotation, molecular function: transmembrane transporter activity. Gene Ontology annotation, biological process: transmembrane transport. The transcript has 8 exons. The record is from RefSeq and is a predicted model, not a curated record. Gene Ontology annotation, cellular component: membrane. Lineage: Eukaryota; Fungi; Ascomycota; Eurotiomycetes; Eurotiales; Aspergillaceae. The coding region runs from base 1 to 1479 and encodes 492 amino acids.